Messenger RNA from Drosophila arizonae, 3207 nucleotides. RefSeq lists its product as uncharacterized. The record is from RefSeq and is a predicted model, not a curated record. NCBI's taxonomy places the organism in Eukaryota, Metazoa, Arthropoda, Insecta, Diptera, Drosophilidae.
UGUCAGUGUUUGUCGGGAAAAAGCGACGCACAGUUUAGAUUCAGACGUUAGCUGGUGUGGUUCGCGAGCGCUUGUAUCACAAUAAGAGAGAGAUGUUGCGAGCUUAUCAACAAAGAUCAGUUAAUAAAAUGUUGAUUGAAUGCAUUUCGCGUUGCAUUCCAUAAACUAGAACCAGAGAAACGGAACAGAAACUGAGAAAAGGAAAACCUUAGAAAGCUUAUUAAGCCAAGGGAAAAAACCCACCGAAUAAAUAAGCAAAAUAAAUCCAAUAAAGAGAGAGAGCGAGAGAGAGAGAGAGAGAGAGAGAGAGAGAGAGAGAGAGAGAGAGUGAAAGAUUCAAGUGACUUUUGCUUGAGACAGCAAAUGAACUUCAAUCCAGAGAGUUUUGUAGCCACAGCAGCUGCAACCGUCCAGAACUCUCAUCAUCCUUGCCAUCAGCCAGAGCAGCAGCAGCAGCACCUGCAGCAUCACAAUAUACCACUGCCGCCCAGUUACGGGAUCGAGAUCAGUAUCGGGUCGGGCAGUGGUAGGAGCAGUGUCGGUGGAAGCGGGGCUGGUGGCGGCGGCAGCGGCAGCGGCGGAGGUGGUAGCAGUUCACCUAAAAUCAUGGAAUGGACCAACGACGAUGCCUUGGAGUUAAUUGAACAGUAUCGCUGCCAUACGGAACUGUGGAAUCGGGCCGAUCCCAAGUACAAGGACAAACUGUGUCGGUUCCGGGCGUGGUCGGAGAUUGCGGAGCGAUUCGGCUGCAGCAAGGCUGAGGUGGAGCGCAAGAUGAACGUGCUGCUGACACAGUACAGGCGCGAGAAGCACAAAAUGUUUGUGAAAAUCUAUCAGGGCAUACAGCCGAAUCCGUCCAAGUGGUAUGCCUUCAAGCGUUUCGAUUUCAUGGAAGCUGGCGGCGGCAGCCUGAGCGGAUUGCCAGCCGGCGCUGGCAUGGGCAGCAGUGCCGCCUCGUCAUCGUCCAGCACGACGCACAAUGGACUGAAUGGACUGGCCGCUGCAGCGGUCGCUGCUGCUGCUUACGAGAACAGCACCAUCGCUGCAGCGGCCAAUGGUGGAGCCACCGGCCCGAUGGGGUGUGCAACUGGUGCCACAACAACAGCAUCUGGAGCGGCGAUGCCUGCAUCGCAGCACAGACGCAUCAAAACCAAAGAGCUGAAGUAUUUCGGAGCGAUGGGCCUAAAUAUACCUAUGCUGAUAGCAAAUAGUCAAUCGAUGGACAAUUGGAAUACGGCGGGUCAAUACUCGCCGCCGAUAGGUGGCGGUGGUACAGGAGUCGUGGUGCCCAAUGCACAGCAGCAGCAGCAGCAGCUGCGCGUUUCUCUGCCAAUGUCUUAUGGUGCUGGUGGUGCCGGUGGUGCCAGUGGUGCGCCGUAUGCGGUCGGCGGUGGAGCAGGUGCUGGUGGUGGUGGCAGCAGUAGCAGCGAUUUCCAGCCCAGUCCCCAUAAAACCAUCGAUACAUCGGAUAACGAGGAUAACAYUAUGAGAGAUGAGGCGACGGCGACGGCGACGGCGCUGGGGCAGCUGGCGGCCAAAGUGGAGCGUCGCUCCCCGCCGCUAUCCUCCAAUAUGGGCGGUGGCAGCCGCAGCGGCAGCAGAGACGGCGGCAUCGGUAACGCCCUGGAUGCUGGCGAACAUCCUGUCGCCGAGCCAGCGUCCAUUGCGGCCGCCUUGAGCGAGGCCGGUUCUAGUCCAAUACCCAACACAAACACCAACAUACACGAGGCGCAUAAGAAUCACCUACUGAAAUCGAGUCCGGGCUCGGUGCGUGCCGUGACGCCUCGGCAUGCGCAUGAGCAGCUGCAUCAUGGCCAUCAUACGCUGCAGCACCAUACGCUGCGCCAGCAUCAGGAUGAACUAGAUAUUAAGCAGGAGCUCGUUGAUUACUUCCAUCCGCCGUCCGUUUCAGCAGCUCCGCCGCCGCCUGACUCACAUCGUUCCUAUAGCUCGUCCGGCGAGGAGAAUCGCCUGCAUUUGGACAUGGCGCAGGACUUGCGCGUUGCCCAGGCCAAAGCUCAAGCCAAUUUCGGCCAGUUCGUGCUGCCGCCGCGCAGCAGCAGCGCCCAAUUGGCAGCGGCAGCGGCGGCUGCCUCCAUGCCCCUAAAUAUGCGCAAACUGACGGCCGGCUCCAGUGCCGGCCACAUGCUGAUGAAUUCCCUGCUCAGCUCGAGGGCUAGCAUGUCGGAUGGCGACGACAAUGAUGAGGCAACCGAGUCGGCAGCUAGUCCUGGCCACAUCAAGAGCAGCGUCUCGGCCCAGGACGCCAGCUCGACGGCGGCAGCGGCUGCUGCGCUAUACGCAGAGAGUCUCAGCCGGGACGAUUGUGAUUUCGUGGGCUCCAAUGUGUCGAUGAAGCUGCGCACCAUGGAUCGUACGCAGCGCAUCAUUGCCGAGAAACUGAUUAGCGAGGUGCUCUUCUUUGGCCAGUUCAAUGAGCUCGAACGCACCGCGUGCAUCCAGCCCAAGUGACAACGACAUCUGACCAGAGAGUGGAGGAGCGUAGGUUUAGUUACGGGAAUGGGAACGGGAACGGGACUAGGAAUGGGAAUGGGAAUGGGAAUGGGUUAUACAGCUGCGAAUGGCAUGGCAACGGGUUUGGAAAUGGCUUGGAACAUGGCAAAUAGACCUAACCAAAUUUCACUGUGAAAUAACCAAGAAAACAACUACAACAACAACAACAACAAAAUACAAAACAGUACAAUUUACUUUUAGUUAAUGCGAGUCGUAGGGCUCAUCUGUACAAAGCACAUGUGGGCAUAUGGGGGGCGGGGGGGUGGCAGCGUUACUUAGGCAUAAUAGAACAGCUAUAUAUAUAGGUCGACAGUGAUUGAAUAAUAGAGUCAAGUCGAAAGCAAUUUCCAAUCGAAAUAUACAUCUAUAUAUAUUUGAGCUCACAAUUGCAAAACACAAAACUAAACGACAGAAUCUCAGUAUUACUUAUAAACAACAACAACAAACCAACAAACAAACAAACAAACAAAAUACAUAGCUAUAUGUAGCAUAUACCAUAUACAUACGUACAUAUAUAGAUAGAUGGAUAGAGCAGCUAUAGCAAUAUCUACUCUCAGCAAGCAUUUGCCAUGUUGGGCCAACAGACCAACCAUGUCCACCUGGGGUUACCUUUGCCCAAGAGAAUCACGCCCACGUUGGGCGUAAAAUGACGAAAGACAAAAGUUGACCAGUUGCUGGUCGAAGUGCUGAAAA